Peniophora sp. CBMAI 1063 is the source of this 1077-nucleotide messenger RNA. Lineage: Eukaryota; Fungi; Basidiomycota; Agaricomycetes; Russulales; Peniophoraceae. The record is from the annotation of a GenBank genome assembly.
AUGGCAGUACAGAGCAAAGUCGCAGCUCAACCGCCCAAGCGUUUGACGCCGUUCGGUUACGCGCUCGCGGGAGCCUUGGGUGGUUGCUUUAGCACUGCUGUCGUCUAUCCGCUGGACACGAUCAAGACCCGCAUCCAAGCUGCCGACCAUGACGACGAGGACUCGGACGAAGACAAGGAGGACCUCUCCAUUCUUGGGCUCAUUGCCCAGAUAUCCAAGGAAGAGGGACUCUGGGGUUUCUACCGCGGAUUUGGAGCUACCAUGCUGAAUACCUUCUCCAUGCAAUAUGCGUAUUUCUUCUUCUAUUCUCUUGUCCGCGGCCAGUAUAUGAAGCGGCUGGCUGCACGUACCCAAACCGGAAAGGUCGCGAGCCCUGGCACGGCAGCGGAGCUUCUACUCGGCGCACUAGCUGGCGGACUUGCUCAAAUAUUCACGAUUCCGGUCUCCGUGAUCGCCACACGGCAACAGCUCGGAUCUCAUAGGAGACACCAUCACCAUCACCCUCCAACAUAUGUUGAAAAGGCAGCUGGGGCCGCUACAGAGGCACCUGAAGACGAGUCGUUCCUCGGUGUCGCGCGUGCUAUCAUCAAGGAGGAUGGUAUCACCGGUCUCUGGCUUGGUUUACGGCCCGGUCUUGUUCUCACCGUCAAUCCUGCCAUCACCUACGGCAUGUAUGAACGUGUAAAGGGUAUCGUGCUUCUCGCACGCGCCGUUGCGGGCAAGGGCGACGGAAAACUGGGGCCGUGGUUAUCAUUCUUACUCGGCGCGACGAGCAAGACGCUUGCUACGGUGGUCACCUAUCCAUAUAUUAUGGCGAAGGUCCGGAUACAAUCUGGUACCGCCGAUGAUAUUCCUGGGUUGGACGGCGUGAAGCGGAAACACCAUCAUCCUGGAGCAGUCGAUAUCCUCAUGAGAGUGCUAAAACAUGAAGGUUUCUUGGGAUGGUACCAGGGUAUGGGCGCGCAAGUUCUCAAGGCGGUUUUGGCUCAAGGCGUGCUGUUCAUGUCGAAAGAGAGAUUCGAACAUUGGGCACUCGCGAUCAUGGUGUUGUUCUGGCGUUUACAACAUCGGGCGUGA